Xenopus tropicalis (tropical clawed frog) is the source of this 2012-nucleotide messenger RNA. RefSeq names its product CD14 molecule (gene cd14). The record is from RefSeq and is a predicted model, not a curated record. Gene Ontology annotation, cellular component: membrane raft; extracellular region; plasma membrane. NCBI's taxonomy places the organism in Eukaryota, Metazoa, Chordata, Amphibia, Anura, Pipidae. The coding region runs from base 42 to 1397 and encodes 451 amino acids. The transcript has a single exon.
UCAAGAUUUCGUUAUCACUGUUCCUGAUCAUCACUCAGAAAAUGCUCUGGGCCAAUGGAGGAUGCUACUACAAUAAAGAUCUCCGUCACUGCUCCUGCUCCCUUGUUGACUUAACUAAUGUCAUGAGUAUCGUGUCGUGCAUUCAGGCAUCUAGUCUGGAGUUCCAAGGAGGACGUUUUGUGGACACAGAAGAAUAUUCAUUACACAAUGUGGAGAUGGAACAAGUACUGGCCAUGAUUCACCUUCCUUUGUCAAAAGUGGUGUUUGCUAAUGUCGUGAUAUCGGAAGAAUUUCUGCUUUCAUUUCUGAAUUGGGUUCAGAGGAUACAGAUUAAUGUGCUUGCUUUUGUGAACACAACUUUUGAAGGCAGAUCAAAGAAGCAGCAAAUGAGUGGAUCUCCACCUCAAAUUCUGUCUCUGCAAGUCAUAAACGUGCCUUCAUACCCAUUACUUGAUAGAGUUUCCACUUUCUCUGGCCUGAGUAGCUGGAUUUAUAAUCUGGAGGACUUAACUCUGACAAAGUCUCACCUAACUGGCAUACCAUGCAACACCAGCAGGCAAUUUAAGAUUUUAUCCUCAUUAGAUUUAUCUGAAAAUCUUCUCCAGGAUGAAAACAUUUCUUCUUCAUUCUGCCAAGGUGCUUUUCCAAACAUCAAGACUUUAAAGCUCAAUCAUAACCGCUUGGUCAGUUUUGAUACCAUAUGUCAAACGCUAAACAAACAAAAUCAGCUAAAGCACCUAGAUUUAAGCCAGAAUAAUCUCUCAUCUACUUCAACUUCUCUUUGUGAAUGGCAGCCAUCGUUGGCUCUUCUAAAUCUGUCGGACACUGGUUUGGAAGAGCUGCCGAACAUAUUGCCUCGGAAUUGUGAGAUUUUAGAUUUAAGCUACAAUAAGCUUGAUGCUCUCAACCUAUCACUGCCCAGUCUGAAGGAGCUCUAUCUCUCUCACAAUUUGCUCACUACUAUUUCAACUGUGGAAAACUUUCCAUGUUUGCAGACCCUAGCAAUAAAUGGAAACCCAAUAAAAACCCUUCAGAGAGGCCAAUUGCAGUAUUUCAGACAUAUAAGCAGUAUCAGGGCAGAUAAUAUCCCAUAUACCUGUUCUUGUUCUCUUGUCCAUGAAAUGAAUGAAAUGACAAUGUCAAGUUUAACAUUCCAGCAUUGGCCUGAUGGUUAUAUAUGCGCUUCUCCAGAUUUGCUAAAGGGUCAACGAGUUAGUGAAGUGAAACUUUCCUUUUUUGAGUGCCACAAGCCUCUUCUGACUGUGUUAAUUUGUAUUGUGUCCUUAUUAGUCCUUGUGGCUGCAGUCAUUUGCAUUCAUAAGUUCCAUCAAAGCAAAAAGACCCGAUUGCAGAAUGUGCAGAGAGUAAAUGUAUGCAGCAUGCAGUUUCACACAUAAAAACAUUGUAUUUGGAAGUUUGUGUGAUAAUAUGGGCCAACUUUGUACUAGAAAAACAACUUAUAAGGGGUUAUUUACAACCUCCAAGGCAGUGGGCAUAGUGCAAAAAACAGGCACAAUGGUCCCAUUUCUUAUACUUUGCACACUGCCUUCCUGUGUUGUAGAGUUACUGCAGUCUCUGUGAGUGCUGCCCCAAAGUCAUUGCCCCAAGUGGCAAGUUCUUGUGCCCCUUAGUGUUCUUGCACUACUUUCCAUGGUCUGAGUAAAGUAUCCCUACGGAAACCAAAGAAUUAUGUGGCUUGGUUAUCUAUUAGGGUGACCAAAUCACUUGAAAAUGCAGCAACACGUCUAGAAAAUUCAACUAGUAGGGGCUGAACUGAUUGCAAUUAAGAGUAAAUGCAAUCAGUGCAGCCCGGCAACAUGCAUUUAUCAGACGUGCCCCUGAAUAUCCAAGUGAUAUGGUCACCCUACCAGUAAGUGCUAACAGCUUGUAGAUUGGGUGCUACGAGUUACUCGACCUGGGCAAACUGUGCAAAUGUUAUUGCAUCUCUUGUAAAAAAAAAAAAACUUUGUUUCUGAAAGAAUGUGAUUUGUGGUUUUUAGAUGAGAAUUUAA